AUGCAAUACGGUUUCUAUAUGGAAAUAAAAAAGAGAUACUCAGCGACAUUGUACGAGUGCUUCCAAUACGCUUUCUACACGAUGCCAUUUUGUGCACGAGUUGAAAAACGUAUCCUUUGUAUGCAUGGCGGAAUCAGCGAAGAACUGAUGGAUUUCAAGCAGCUUGAGAAGAUCGAGAGGCCAUGCGAUAUACCCGAUAUAGGCGUCAUUGCCGAUCUGACAUGGGCUGAUCCCGACCCGACCAUAUCCGGCUUUGAAGAGUCUCCUCGAGGUGCCGCUCGGAUCUUUGGUGCAGAUGCAUUGAAGAACUUUUGCAAGUUACAUGGCCUUGACUUAGUUGUGAGAGCGCACCAGGUGGUACAAGACGGAUACGAAUUUUUUGCUGAUCGACACCUCGUCACAAUCUUUUCGGCGCCAAAUUAUUGUGGACAGUUUGACAACACAGCCUCAGUAAUGCUUGUCAACAAAGAUUUGGUCGGACUGACAUCAAAUGUUUGA
Messenger RNA from Cylicostephanus goldi, 498 nucleotides. Lineage: Eukaryota; Metazoa; Nematoda; Chromadorea; Rhabditida; Strongylidae. The record is from the annotation of a GenBank genome assembly.